CGCGGCCGCCGCCGCCGCGGGGGGAGGAUGAGGGGGCGCCGCGGUGGGGCUGGUGCUGCAGCCGCGCUCGCCUGAUCGGGCCCGGCGGUUCCCCGGCGGUCCUCCGCUCCGCCUCGCCGCCGCCCCGGGGCGGGCCGUCGCGGCGGGUGGAUGCCCAGCGCCUGCCUGGCGCCUAGCGGGCAGCGUCAGGGCAGGGACCCGCGGACGCCAUGGGCUGCUGCAGCUCCGCCGCGCAGAGCUCCAAGCGAGAGUGGAAGCCUCUGGAGGACCACAGCUGCACAGAUGUACCAUGGCUGCUCUUAUUCAUCCUCUUCUGCAUAGGAAUGGGUUUUAUCUGUGGCUUUUCAAUAGCUACAGGAGCAGCUGCAAGACUGCUCUCAGGAUAUGACAGUUAUGGCAAUAUUUGUGGACAGAAAAAUGUCAAGGUGGAGGGAAUAAUCAACAGUGGUCUGGACCUCACACACAAGAAGUAUGUGUUCUUCUUGGAUCCAUGCAACAUUGAUCUAGUACAUCAGAGGAUCAAGUCCCUUGCUUUGUGUGUAUCAGCUUGCCCCAGGAAAGAACUAAAAACUCUGGCUGAUAUUCAGAAAUUUGCAGAAACUAAUGGAUCCAGUCUGUGUAGCUAUGAACUACAGCCAUCAGAAUACACUACAGACCCAAGGGCCGCCAAGUUAUGUCCUAAAUAUCCUGUUCCAGAGAGUGCACCUAUUCCAUUCUUCCAUCGCUGUGCUCCUGUGAACAUUUCCUGCUAUGCCAAGUUUGCAGAGGCCCUGAUCACCUUUGUCAGUGACAGUAGUGUCUUACACAGGCUGAUUAGUGGAGUUAUGACCAGCAAAGAGAUUAUAAUGGGACUUUGCUUGUUAUCACUAGUGUUGUCCAUGAUUUUGAUGGUUAUAAUCAGGUACAUUUCAAGAGUACUUGUCUGGAUUUUAACAAUUCUUGUCAUUCUGGGAUCACUCGGUGGUACAGGAGUCCUGUGGUGGCUGUAUGCUAAACAACGAAUAUCUGCCAGUGCUGUUGAGACUCAAAUAGCCAAAGACAAUCUUCAGGCUCUUCUGAUCUAUGCUAUUUCAGCUACAGUCUUCACGGUUAUCUUGUUCUUGAUAAUGUUAAUUAUGCGCAAACGAGUAGCUCUCACCAUUGCCUUGUUCCAUGUGGCCGGCAAGGUCUUCAUUCACUUGCCGCUGCUAGUCUUCCAGCCAUUUUGGACAUUCUUUGUGCUUAUCCUCUUCUGGACAUACUGGAUCACAGUCCUGCUUUUCCUUGGUACUACAGGUAGUCCUGUCCCGAAUGAAGAAGGAUUUGUUGAAUUUCGGAUGGCAGGCCCCUUGAAAUACAUGUGGUGGUACCACGUAGUGGGACUGAUCUGGAUCAGCGAGUUUAUCCUAGCCUGUCAGCAGAUGACGGUAGCAGGGGCUGUUGUGACAUACUAUUUUACAAGGGAGAAAAGGAAUCUGCCAUUUACUCCUAUUCUGGCAUCUGUUAAUCGCCUUGUUUGUUACCACCUAGGAACAGUGGCAAAGGGGUCUUUCAUUAUCACACUAGUGAAGAUACCACGAAUGAUUCUUAUGUAUAUUCAUACACAACUCAAAGGAAAAGAAAAUGCUUGUGCUCGCUGUAUGCUCAAAGCCUGCAUCUGCUGCCUUUGGUGUCUAGAAAAGUGCCUGACCUACUUAAAUCAGAACGCAUAUACAGCCACAGCUAUCAACAGCACCAACUUCUGCACCUCAGCAAAGGAUGCCUUUGUUAUUCUAGUGGAAAACGCUUUGCGAGUGGCUGCCAUAAACACAGUUGGGGAUUUUAUGCUGUUUCUAGGAAAGGUUCUGAUUGUCUGCAGUACAGGUUUGGCCGGGAUUAUGUUGCUGAAUUACCAACGAGAUUACACCAUCUGGGUGCUGCCACUCAUCAUUGUCUGCCUCUUUGCAUUCCUGGUUGCUCACUGCUUCCUUUCCAUUUAUGAAAUGGUUGUUGAUGUCCUUUUCUUAUGUUUUGCCAUCGAUACAAAAUACAAUGAUGGGAGCCCUGGGAAGGAAUUCUACAUGGAUAAAGUUCUCAUGGAAUUUGUCGAGAAUAGUAGGAAAUCUAUGAAAGAAGCUGGCCGGGGAGGUGGAGCUGAGGGCAGAGAGCUAAAACCAAUGGCCUCUGGAGCAAGUUCAUCUUGAAACUAGCCAGCCAUAUUGGAACCCAUUGACAUUCCAAAACAGUAUAUAUAUACAUAUAUACAUACAUAUAUAUAUAUAUAUAAAUAAACAGCCAAAAUCAGAGAAAAGGAACAGGGAUUUAAUACUUUUUUUAACAAUUAUUUUUGUGAAACAUGUACUCUUUUCAUACGGGUGGCUUUUACAAGCAGCUUUAUCAUUGUUCCAUUUUUUAAAUUAUUCAUUGUGGUCAUGGAAAAGUUGAUUCUUAUCUGCUUGAUAUUUUAAAUCUGGAGGAGGUAUCAUUGUAAAGAUAAUCUGAAAUGAUGACUGGGUUUAGAGACAGAUUUCCCAUGACACUGCUAGUCUGCUGAGAGUUUUACUUGCUUAGUGUGUUUAAAUUUGCAUUAAAUUCAGGACAGUUACAUGUGAGGAAAACCUUCAAAUCAAGAAAAGUUUCAAAUUUAGUUUUUCAAAUUUAGUUUUUCAAAAGGUGGUUUCAGUGAGAGUUCAUUCAGUUUGAAUGGGUUUAUAAGCAGCCAUUUUACUUUACAGCCCUGGUGGGGCACCGUUUUGUUUAUCAGUAUCAGAUAUCACAAUAACCAACUCCUCAGGUAUUCAGGUGUGUGGGAGCCCUUGCAUCUCCUAUUAAACAGAAACUAGAAAAUGGGGACAAAUAAUUUUUAUAUGCAAUUAACUUCCUGUUUUACCCCUCUUACCCAUUGCCCACAAUCCUCCCCUUGAGUUCAGCAGCCUCCUUCACACUUCAGCAGUGCUUCUUUGAAGGCUCCAUGUGAACAAUUGAAAUAACAGAUUGUUAAAGCUCAGUCUUAGCCAUACUCAUGAUUAAUUCAUGACUAGAUGUAACGAUGCUGAGGGUGGGAAGAGAAAUGAACUGUACUGGCGUACAAAAAAAAGUACUGUAUGCUUAAUUUUAUUUAAUGCUGGAGAGCUUUGGGAGGUGGAAGGGACCAUUCCUUGCUUGUUGUUUCAUCCAUAUUUGUAUGUACUGUAGCGGGUGGCUAAAACAGGAAAGGGCAGAGAAACAUUUCUUUGGAAGUGUAACUGCCAGGAUAGUUAUCUAAAGUUAUCAAAUAACAACAAGAAACGUGCGUUUUUAUUGUUAGAUAUUUACAUUUCUUUUCAGUCUGGAGGUUCACCAGAUAUGAAUACUAAUACUCAAUUCUUCAGUAUAUUGUAAUCGUAAAUGCUUAAAAGUGUAUUUGCUAAGAAUUCAUGAUAUGUCUAUGCUAUAAACUCCUUUUGUUACAAUUUUUUUAAGAAAACUAUUUUUGUUAAUGUAAAGUUAAUAUUUCAGAGCAGAAUUUUUAAACUUAUUGCACUAAAUACAAGCUCUGUACAAAUAAGUAAUGCCUCAAUUGUUCGAUCACUCCAUUCAAGAAAAUCUUUUGAAAGAGAAAAGUCCUUCUAUAGAAGCUUUGCGAUCGAGCGGAGAGGUAUGUCUAGGUAAAGACAUGCACAACUCGUGUUAUCAAGGUUUAAUAAGUAAGCAGUUCUCUGUGCUUCCUUUCAGAGGAUCGGGCUUUUAAAUUGCUGACAAAAGUCUUAUAAAUAAAUAAAUAAAUAAAGUAGUAUCAUGUAGCUAACCAGUGCCCUUACCUUUUGGCAAUAGUGAAAUACUUCACUUUUGCUUCUAGAAGUAAUUUGAUAACUUGAAUUUGUUUAGUUUUCUUUCGAAAGCAAAUUAAAAGGAUUUACUCUUUUCAUACCACAGAACCCAAACUGUAUGAAACGUGUGAAAGUAAAAAUACAUUUAGAAAUUAUAGCUGCUGGGGAGGCAGGGAGACAGGACUACCCAAUCCUGCAAGCACUUAGACGCUCAUUUAAGGGAACCAUAUCAGUAGCUCCACUGACAUCAGGGGGGCUCUCUAUGGAAGCUGUAAGUUACACAUUGGUGUAAGUGCUAACUGCACUAGAGCUUCAACCUAGGGAUCCCAACUGGAGCGCUGGCGAGGCCUCCUAGUGCAAGUUAGACUAUCUAGAAGAACUACUGGGGCAGCCUUGCGUUUGUGGAGAGGAGGCAUUCCUGAUGUACCAGUGGCUAAGACAGCAGUAGCGCUGAACACCAAUAUUUGUGUAGAUCAGUGGGGUUUAGCAACAGAAAUGUAAAAACUGGCUCAGAUGAAUGCUAGAAACUGGGUUCCAAGGCUGAGAGACUUACCACGUACACAGUUGCUUCCAGAGAAAUUAAUUUCCAUCUUGUCUGGAAAUUACUGAAGGUGCUUUGAUUGAAGACGUGGAUUCUCCACACUUUGACAACAAAUUUCUGCCAUGACCAGUUCCACAAGUUUGUGUUCUCUGCUCACUGGAAGUCCUGGGUGGGGGCUUUUCUCUGCAAUUGCAACUAGGACUGCAGUUGGAAACAAAUUUUGUAUUUUUGUAUGACUUGACUGUGCACCAUUUUUAUAGCAGUUUAUCCUGUUUUAAAAAGAAAUUUGUUUUAUUUACAUGGUGUUUAAAAGAUACAGGCAACACUUUUCUAUGGGUAGCUGUAAUGUUUAAGUGACAAAUCUAUAUCAUUAUAAAGUUCUUAAUAAAAUUGUGUGCACCAUUCUUGAGUGUAUAUCUGGCAUGCAAAGCUUUUUCAGUCAUGCCAAAGAGGCAUUCCAUCCACCUGCAGGCUUUCCAGUGGCCAUUUUGAAUGUCCUUUGAAGUUCAUUUGCAAUCAGACUACAAGCUGCCCUCUUCCAGCCCUGUCUUGUGCAAGGAGAUAAGCAGAAGACUAACAUCUGAAGAGACGAACUUUUCAGGACAAAUUUAGGCUCUGCUUUUCUUCCCUAGUGGGGAUAGUAGAGUAAGAGAACACUUGACAUGUAAAUCCCCAGUUGGUAGUAGGGGUGCUGGGGUCUGCCAGUUGUGAUGGAUUAAUUUUUUUUUUAUUUUUUGCCAGAUGGUUAUUAAAGCUAGUAUAUGGACUGCUUUGUGGGAAGCAGUCUAGACUAACUAGAGUGAUGCUGCACUGGGAAUAACACUGCAGGAGGAGCAGGUGAGACAGCUGGGAUAGAGAAAUCAUCCUCAUGGAAAGUCCACUGAACCAAGCAGUGCUCCUGAGGAGUGGAGAUUCAGGUUGGACACAUGGGGUUUAAAAACCAAGCCAGUGGGAUUACUGGUUCCCAGCAUUUGGUUUCUGCAGACGGUCUGCAUCAUAGCCUUUGAUCAGCUAGGUUUCAAAGGAAAAAAAAGCAUGCUAUACUUCAGAUUGUUUAAAUUUUUUCCACAUCAUUUUACUCUCUGUUCUGUUUGGAAGCUGAGCAGCAGUGCGUUGUCUUUUUGGCUUCUUCCAGCCCUAGGGAAUUUUUUUGGUUCUUUUAGCUCUCAUUUUUGUAUUGCUCUUUCAGCAAAGGAGUGCCAAGUGGCAGAGUGUUAGCUCCCCUUUGUCCCACCGAUCUUAGCACACGCCUUCUCACUUUCCCGAGGCAAUGAUUCAGGAUAUCACCUGGACUGAAUGGGAGGGUGAGUAGGUGCUGAGCUGAAGUUCUGAGGUGGGUUUUUUCGUGUGAUACCACUCCAUCACUGUGCUUGCUGUGGUUAGGAGUGUAGCCCAUCAUUUCUACAGUUUCAGUGCUGCUCCACAGCUAGAGUAAAUAUGUGGUAUGGCAAGUUUAGAAUUGCAUCUUCAGCCUUCCAGUAGCUUGUGUUCACACUGCCAGCCGCCAAAACCAGGACUGGGUUUUACCUGUGGCCUUAGCUUGGCACGGUAACCCAAGGACUUUCUGCAUUAGGAAAGCAUGUCCUGGAAGGGAGAACUUAAGUGCAAGACCCAGUUUGAAGUUGUGGUCAGGAUUGACCCUGGCUAGCAGGUAAGCCCCUACUCUGUUGCUUGCUCACUUUCCCCAGCAGCGGGAUGGGAGAAAGCAUUUGAAAGGCAAAGGCAAGAAAACUCAUGUGUCAAGAUGAAGACGCAUUAGUUCGUUAAGUAAAGGGGGGAAAAAAAAAAAAAAAA
Chroicocephalus ridibundus (black-headed gull) is the source of this 6102-nucleotide messenger RNA. It is a transcript of the gene SLC44A1, whose product is annotated as solute carrier family 44 member 1. Lineage: Eukaryota; Metazoa; Chordata; Aves; Charadriiformes; Laridae. Gene Ontology annotation, biological process: choline transport; transmembrane transport. The transcript is spliced from 16 exons. Bases 210 to 2162 code for a protein of 650 amino acids. Gene Ontology annotation, molecular function: choline transmembrane transporter activity. Gene Ontology annotation, cellular component: plasma membrane. The record is from RefSeq and is a predicted model, not a curated record.